Messenger RNA from Knipowitschia caucasica, 603 nucleotides. The record is from the annotation of a GenBank genome assembly. Lineage: Eukaryota; Metazoa; Chordata; Actinopteri; Gobiiformes; Gobiidae.
AUGGGGUGUGUACGAGCAAGCCCACCCCAGCUCGCCACCUCUCUGGUCCGCCCCAGACCCCCUAAAAACCCUCUUGAGGCGCAAGGCCACUGUCCAGGCCUCUUCAUCUUCCUGAUAUAUGGGGUGUACAACACAGAGGUGCGAAGUACCGUCAACAGGAUCAAGGAGAGACGAAAAGCACUUAAUUUUUCAAACGGUGCGAGCUCCAGACCAUCUAGUUCCACGACCUCUCGGCCCACCAGCCUCCCCCUGAGUCCGAGCCAAGAGGAGACCCACACUGGGUCCAGCUGCAGCAGUGGUCCAGGCCCGGCCCGACCGGAGGAGCCGGCGGCAUUGGGAUCUCGCUCGUACAAGGUCGGCUCUUUUCUUGGUGAGUGGGGGCCUGGUGUGAGGGCCUGGUGGCUGGGGGCCUGGUGUGGGAGCCUGGUUUGGGGGCCUGGUGGGUGGGGGCUUGGUGUAGGGGCCUUGUGUGUGAGGGCCUGGUGGGUGUGGGCCUGGUGUAGGGGCCUGCUGGGUGGGGGGCCUGGUGGGUGGGGGCCUGGUGUGGGGGCCUGGUGUGGGGGCCUGGUGUGGGGGCCUGGUGUGUAUGGAGGCCUGGUGUAG